Phytophthora nicotianae INRA-310 is the source of this 756-nucleotide messenger RNA. RefSeq lists its product as hypothetical. Bases 87 to 578 code for a protein of 163 amino acids. The record is from RefSeq and is a predicted model, not a curated record. The transcript has a single exon. NCBI's taxonomy places the organism in Eukaryota, Oomycota, Peronosporomycetes, Peronosporales, Peronosporaceae.
CGGUUUAUUAGGCUACGCUGUAUCUUGUCUUCCGGUUGCCGUUUCAAUUCGCCUAGCUCCUGCAACUCGCUUUCUUGGUCACGUUAAUGCGCGUCCUGGCUCCACUGGAUCGUGUUGGGGUCAAUGCCUUCCUGCACCAUUUCCCACAGCGGACUCAUCUCACGCAGACGCGUGACGUGCUUGACACACAGGUCCACGGCAUAGUCGAUCUCCUUCUCCGUCGUGAAGCGACCAAUGCCGAAGCGGAUGGACGUGUGCGCCAAGUCCUCGCCCACGCCAAUGGCACGCAGCACGUACGACGGCUCCAGCGAUGCACUGGUGCACGCACUGCCCGAAGAAACGGCAAUGUUCUUAAGCGCCAUCAACAGACUCUCUCCCUCCACAUACGCAAAGGAAAGGUUAAGGUUGCCAGGGUAUCGUUUCUCGAGAUCACCGUUAAGAACAACGUGUUCGAUACGGUCAGUGAUCCCGUGGUAAAGCUUAUCCGACAGGUAGCUGACCCAGCGGUGGUCGUUCUCCAUCUCAAGGGCAGCGAUCUCACACGCCUUACCGAAGCCUACACAGAGCGGAGCCGCUAAGGUACCACUACGCAGACCACGCUCCUGUCCGCCACCCGAGAUAAUAGGCUCCAGACGCACACGGGGACGACGACGCACGUACAUGGCGCCAACGCCCUUAGGACCGUACACUUUGUGGCCCGACAUGGACAUAACGUCGAUGUUCAUGUCGUUCACGUCGAUCGGCAGUUUGCCCAGC